UGGAAUGUAUACAAUGUCUCUCUGCCCAGUAGUUCUUUCACAAAGCUCCUGAAGGCAGUGAAAAUAACGUCAGAAUAAACAAAUCCUGAAAUCGCCCUGUAUAAAUCACUUGCCAGCUGAAGGAAAGUCUUGGGUUUACAAUUUCACUUAUGUCCUAAUGAUGGAAAAUCUCAAGGGAGCAUAAACGGCUCAGGAGUCAGUGGAUGCCGGGGGCAAAAAGCAAAAGGUAAAUAUCUCUAUCGUUCAAUUACCCUGCAGGUAGAAACUGUCAAUUGUCACCAAAAACAUCAAAGUCUUUUGUUAUUUAUUUAUCACAUUAGCCAAAAAGGGAGUUUGGGGGUGGGGAGGCAACAAGAAGUCAUGAUUUAAAAAAAAAAAAAAAAAGCAAGGUUCUCAUUUAAUUUCUUCAGUGAGUUUAUCGUUACCGGAGAGCAGAGUUGCCAGCAUUACAUGUUUGGGGAAUGAUUAAGACCCAGGAAGAGAUGCAUGCAUUUGCUGGAUGACAAAUCUGUUGAAAACCAUGAAAAAAAAAAAAAAGUACUUCUAGUGUGCAAGAUGAAAUUAACUGUUACCUUACUGUGGGGAAAGAGCCUUAGGGUUUGGAGUCGAGAUAUGUAUUCAAGUCAUGGCUCUACUACUUAUUGUCUGUGUGACUUUGUACAAAUCACUUUCUCUCCCAAAGCCUCAGUUUUAUCCUCUGUUAAAUGAGGAAGUUAUGAUAGAUGAUCUGUACAUUCUCUUCCAACUUUAACGUUCUAUAAUUCUGAGAUGGUUUAGAUUAACAUUUUAGCCCCAGGCAGUCAAAUAAUUGGCAACUUGUACAUUUUUUUUGCCAGAUUAGCAGAAGACCCCAGCUUCCAAGUUCUGAUUGAUUUGUUCACUUUGGCUAUGACAAUAACAAGCAAAUAACAAGAGAUAAAAAAAUAAACCAGUAAAUUUCAGGGAUUUAGACACAGUGUGAUUUUUAUUUCCCCAUCUUUGCUAAUCAAUAUUUAUACUGAAAACUACAAGGCUCAAGAGAUUGAGACAGACAUAGAUGGUCUGCCUUGAUUCACCCGCAGCUGAAUAUCCUAGGCAAGAUAUCAAGACUCGACUUUGUAGCAAUCCAUUGCUUUAAGAUGGAUGGGGAGUCACCUGAGGGUCUGCUUUUCAAAGAUGAGGACUACUCCUCUGAUCUCUUGAGGCAGCUGAAUAUCUUAAGACAAAAAAGGAUCCUGAUUGAUGUGACUAUAUGCAUUGGGAACUGUGAAGUCCCCUGCCACAGAAAUGUCUUGGCAUCCAGCAGCCCUUACUUCCAGGCAAUGUUCUGCAGCAACUUCAGAGAGAGUACUCAGGCCAAAAUUGAUCUGAAAGGCAUUGAUGCUAAUACUUUGCACCAGAUCAUCCUGUAUGUGUACACUGGGGAAGUUCACAUCACUGCAGAGAAUGUCCUACAUUUGAUGGAGGCUGCAUCCAUGUUGCAGUAUCUUAGACUUUUUGAAGCCUGUUCGUUAUAUCUUCAGAAGCAGUUAACCCCUGACAACUGCCUUAGUAUGAUCAGACUCUCUGACAAUUUGAGUUGUGAGAGCCUCAAACAGAAAGCCAGAUCAAUGGCUCUAAGGUGUUUCCCAGAAGUAUCCUUAUCAGAAGACUUAAAGGAGCUAUGUCCCUUGGAACUGAGUGACUACCUGGGAGAUGAUAAACUCUGUGGUGAGGAAGAAGAAGUGUUCGAAACAUUGAUGGUCUGGAUCAGGCAUGACCUCCAGGCCCGGAAAGAAUAUAUCCAAGAACUAUUCAAGAAAGUCAGGCUUCAAUAUGUCCACCCGACCUUCUUCUUCCACUUCAUUGUCAACGACUCUCUCCUUCAGUCUUCACCAGCAUGUCAAGCCAUCCUGGAGAUGGUGAGGAGACAAGUGUUCUCUUUGUAUGGCACUGGCAGCCCAGACCUCAAGCCACUAUGGCAUGUCCCCCGGAGAGAUUCUCACCGGGAUUUCCUCAUCCUGUUGGGAGGUAGAAAGGACAAUCAGCAAACCACCAGGGAAGUUCUGCUAUACAACGAGAAGACUGGCCAGUGGCAGUGCCUUGCCAAGCUGCCAGCUCGCCUUUACAAAGCCUCUGCAGUCACCUUGCAUAGCACUGCCUACAUACUGGGGGGCAUGUCUGUGGGAGUGGGGAAGCAGCAAGUCAGUCACAAUGUUUACAUCUUCUCCCUAAAACUCAAUCAGUGGAGGCUGGGGGAACCUAUGCUGGUGGCGCGAUACUCCCACAGAAGUGCAGCCUAUAAGAACUACAUCUUCUCCAUUGGAGGAAUUGGCGAAAACCAGGAGACAAUGAGUUCCAUGGAGAGGUACAAUAGCAUCUACAAUGUCUGGGAGACCGUGGCCAGCAUGCCUGUAGCUGUCCUUCAUCCUGCAGUAGCUGUGAAAGACCAAAGACUCUAUCUUUUUGGAGGAGAAGACAUUAUGCAAAAUCCUGUACGACUCAUACAGGUUUAUCAUAUUUCCAGAAACACAUGGUUCAGGAUGGAGACCAGAAUGAUCAAGAAUGUCUGUGCUCCAGCAGUAGUGCUUAGGGGCCAAAUUAUUAUUGUUGGAGGUUAUACAAGGAGGCUCCUUGCCUAUGAUCCUCAAGCCAACAAAUUUGUGAAAUGUGCUGACAUGAAAGACAGGAGGAUGCACCAUGGGGCCACGGUGAUUGGGGACAAGCUCUAUGUAACUGGAGGUCGGAGGCUCACCAUGGACAGCAACAUUGAAGACUCAGACUCAUUUGAUUGCUAUGACCCAGAGACAGAUACUUGGACAUCUCAGGGGAGAUUACCCCAUACACUCUUUGAUCAUGGAUGUCUCACUCUCCAGUGCCUACCUUAUCCUUCUGAAUCUCCCUAAAAAAAGCAUUAGGUUUGUGGGUGGAAAGAAAGAACAAGGAGGUUCAGAAGGGACAGUAGGACCCUUGUACCAAUCAUAUCUAAGCUUGCCACAUGAAAAAAAGGGCUAGUUUUGUGUUCUUCUGAUCUUCUCACCUCUAUAUAGAUGGUCUGGAUCUGGAAAAGUCCAAGCAUGACAAAAACGAUAGAAUGAUAAAUUCAGGGCUAGAGGACUUUACUGGUACUCAGAUGCCAUCUCGGACAUACACUAUAUAUGUAGUCAUGAGCAAAUCAGUUAAUUUCUCAGUGCUCCCAAGCAACUCUCUAAAAUUAAGGUUCCAAGAGUGGCUAGAUGGUUCAGUGGAUAGAGCACCAACCCUAUAAUGAGGAGGACCAGAAUUCAAAUCUAGCUUCAAACACUUAAUACAUAUAAGCUGUGUGAUUCUGGGCAAGUCAAUUAACCCCGAUUGCCUCAACAAUAACAAAUAAUAAUAAUUUAAUUAAAUUAAAGUUCUAGGGGAGCUACUGCUCUAUGGCAGGAGAGGUAAAGGAGUUUCCCUACCAAAGGUUUUCUAUUUAAUCUUAAUUCCUAUGUACAUCACUCUCUGUGCAUAUUAGAACUCCAGAGGGCAUGUGGAAGCGUUGAGGUGCAGUGAAAAGGAAGCGGAGAAUCCCAAUCUCUGAAACUGACUAACUAUAUGAUUUGGGAGCAAUUCUCUAACUUCAUUAUGUUCUUCUGUAAAAUGGGGGGAGGAGUGCCUCCCUCACUGAGCUCUUGUGAGGAUGAAAUGAGAUAAUGUAUGCAAUGUGUUGUGCAAACCUUGAAGCAUUAUGUAAAAGUUAGCUAUUAUUAUUAGAUUAGAGAAUCUCUAAGGUCUGUUCCAGCUUGAAAUUCUAUGAACCUAGGAAUAACAUUUACUGGUACCAAGUGAUGUUUUCUUCCAGCCUAGCAUGAACUGUAACCUUCUGAUUAAAAUCAGUAAUUUUUUUUUUGGAAUCACGCUAAAAGAAUUGUUCUUUGGGGGGAGCAAAGAGCCAGCAAGUUUUUAAUGAAAUUAACUAACACAGCUAUCUUCCAUAUGCUGAGAAUGCCGGCUAUUUCUAGAAUUCCUUUCAUCUUCAACAGCUUUACAAAUUGGCAAUAUGACUCAGGGUGUGAAUGGGUUUGGAAAUUAUAUCUCUCUGAUACUCUCUUACUUUACCUGCUGCAUCCUCACUUCUUUGUAUAGUGCUGCAACGUCCUGUCACAUCACAAGAGCAGGAGGGAGCUUUGGGAAGAGAGAUGCCCACUGCCCACUGUUUUGACUAUAUAACCAUUUGAUUAAAAUUUUCACUUUUCAAAAAAAGAAAAAAA
Antechinus flavipes (yellow-footed antechinus) is the source of this 4196-nucleotide messenger RNA. RefSeq names its product kelch like family member 38 (gene KLHL38). Lineage: Eukaryota; Metazoa; Chordata; Mammalia; Dasyuromorphia; Dasyuridae. Gene Ontology annotation, molecular function: protein binding. The transcript has 3 exons. The coding region runs from base 1119 to 2864 and encodes 581 amino acids. The record is from RefSeq and is a predicted model, not a curated record.